Molecule: messenger RNA, 723 nt
Organism: Cuscuta epithymum
Lineage: Eukaryota; Viridiplantae; Streptophyta; Magnoliopsida; Solanales; Convolvulaceae
Source: the annotation of a GenBank genome assembly
GAGAACAAAAAAAAGCAUGUCCGCAUAUGAACUUAACGUACGGCAAAGCAGCGGAAAAAUUUCCCCACCCCAGAUCUACCCAAGCAGCGGAAGAAGAGAAGUAGAAGAUGCAGAAGAAGAAGAAGAAGAAGAAGAAGAGAGGAAGAAGAAGAAGAAGAAGAGAAAGAAGAAAGAAGAAGAUGAGAGGAUAGAACGCACUAGGGCCUUCCGCUGCGGCUGCCGCGGUGCCGCGUCUUCCUUGUUGAGCCGCCGCCACGCUGCCGUGUCGCCGUAUUUUCACUGCAACGCCACUACAGCUCAACACAUCGGUUAUUUUGUACGGUGCUAGGCCUUGAAGCUGCUCUGCUUAGCUAUGGAUGAAGGAGAGAGGGCUCAGGGAGCUUGUCGAGGAGCGAUAAGGUUUGCGUGAGAGAAAAAGGUAAAGUUAGAAAACAGGGGCAAUUUUGGUAAUCAGGAAAAAUUUGGUCCUAUUUACGAGUUAAAAACUUAGAGGUCCUAUACGCGUACAUAUACUUAUUUUUGGUCCUAUAUGGAACCAUUUCUCUUUAAUGGGAACCUAUGAUUCUGCGUGUAUUACUAUUUCCUCAGAGUGAACCUAUGAUUUAGUAGCAUACUAGUUAAAUAUUUCAGUUUCACAUGAAAUAUAUUUUUCUUUUUUCAGUUUCACUUGUGUAUUGAUUUAGGCAUGUAGCCUUAAUAAUUUAACACACAGGACUUGCCGAA